Camelina sativa (false flax) is the source of this 1198-nucleotide messenger RNA. Its product is annotated as putative E3 ubiquitin-protein ligase LUL1. NCBI's taxonomy places the organism in Eukaryota, Viridiplantae, Streptophyta, Magnoliopsida, Brassicales, Brassicaceae. Gene Ontology annotation, molecular function: ubiquitin protein ligase activity. Gene Ontology annotation, biological process: protein ubiquitination. The record is from RefSeq and is a predicted model, not a curated record.
AUGGCGAGGCUGAUCGGACCAUUCGAAAUUGUACCGGCGAUUCUUGUCUAUCCGCAUUUCGAAUUAUACCUUGAUAAUGUAAUCAAAUCUGCAAAUUAUAGAAACAAAUAUACUAACAUUUAUUGUUCUAUUUUGUCGUCAUCUCUCUUCUUCCAACUUUUUUUUUUUUUUUUGGUUGUAGUUUUGUCACAAAAAUCGUAUAAACUUAACAUUCAUAACAAAAACUUCACCUUUUUUUUUCUCCAUCGGGGUUACCGACUACCUCAUCCUUUGAUUCCCGGCAGUGGAUCUCCGAUGAUGCCUCCUCCUUACGUCGAGUACCAGAAAGCCGUCACGGUUCGUAACGAGGUUAAUUUAAAAAAGGAGACUUUAAGCCUCGAACCCGACCCGGAGAAUCCCAUCCGACUUCUCGUCUCCUUCACGUUUGAUGCUUCCAUGCCCGGAAGGAUCACAAUCAUUUUCUUUGCUAAGGAAGAAGAAGAAUGCAAUCUUAUAGCCACAAAGGAAGAUACUUUGCCUCCAAUCACAUUCGAUUUCGGUAAAGGACUUGGUCAGAAGUUCAUACAACCAUCUGGAACAGGUAUAGACUUGACGGUAUUUGAAGAUUCCGAGCUAUUCAAGGCCGCCGAAACAGAUGUCUACCCGCUUGCGAUUAAGGCAGAGGCACAAGGAAACUCGGGUUCCGUGGAUGCGCAGAUUACUGUAGUAACCACCUAUGUGAAGGAGAAAGAAGAGAUUAAGAUAGGAGUGGUGAAGCAGUAUCUGUGGACGAAUGGGAUUCGUUUUGAGGUGCAAGAGAUAUAUGGGAUGGGGAACAUGGUUGAUGGUUGCUAUGAGAGAAAGGAAUGUGUUAUAUGCUUGUCUGAACCACGCCAAAUAACUGUUCUUCCUUGCAGACACAUGUGUAUGUGCAGCGGGUGCGCCAAAGCGUCAAGGUUUCAGGCACAUCUGUGUCCAGUUUGCAGACAGCCUGUCGAGAGGUAUUUGGAGAUUCCGGCAGAAGGGUAACGAGUAACAACAAUGAGGAGAAUAGAGAUGGAGAUAGAGCAUAUUUAGUUAAGCAAUCGAUUUAUGUAAUCUAUGCUAUUCUUAUUCAAGACAUAAAAUGUUAUGGUUCAAUAUAUAUAUAUAUAUAUAUAUAUAUAUAUAUAUAUAUUAGGUGGAAACUGAGUUUUUAAAUAGCAAUGGUAAACAAACA